AGCACUUGUUUGGCUGGCAAGCUGGAACAUGCACAGCCCAGAGCGAUGUAACACCAGGAGAUGGCAGAGCCGCCGGAGCCAGGGGACUCUCUGGGGGAGGGAGCGUUGGGGGCUGCUGCGGUGACUGGUCCCUGCUUGGCUGGCAAUAGGCUUAACGUAGAUGUCUACCCGGAUGGCUGUCAGCAGUUCGUCAAGCUGCUGGAACUGAGAAAGGAAGAAGUGGCACAGGUGGAAUUUUUGCGGCUGAAUUGCAAUGAGGACCUGAUCACGUCCACGCUGGGCCACAUCCCUCUCCUGAAGGCUCUGAAAUCCCUGGUGCUCAAAGGUGGCCAUGCCAGGGAUGCAGUUGGCGCUUGCCAGAGAGGACUGCUGACCUCCUUACCUCAAGGACUUGGGCACCUCCGCAGCCUUGUCCACCUAGAUCUCAGUUUCAAUCGCUUCAGUCUUCUGCCUCCCUGCAUCAUAGAGUUGGCUAGCCUCACAAGUCUCUUGGUGUGCCACAACAGCUUACAGGGCCUGCCUGAGGACUUUGGUCGGCUCACCAAGCUGACUUUCUUCUCUGCCAUGAAAAAUCAGAUCAGCGGUCUGCCACAGAGCAUAGGGGAGCUGGCGGCACUGCAGACACUGGACCUCUCUGAGAAUUCACUGGACGCACUCCCUGAAGAGAUUGGGAACCUGCAGAGUUGCACAGAGCUGGAUCUGUCAGGAAAUCGGUUAACAGGAAUCCCCAGCUCUCUUGGCAAUUUGCAGUUUCUGCAACGGCUACAUCUUCACAGCAAUCUUCUGGUGACAGUCCCCGCAUCCCUUGCCCACCUUCCUGACUUGUCCAGGCUUGAUCUGCAGAACAACAGACUGCGCGUCAUCCCUCCAGAGAUCGAGAGCUCUCCAUUUGUGCAUCUCCGCGGCAAUCCUCUAGGAGAACCCGAAGUGCCUCUCCAGCCAGAUGACUCCAGCUCAGAAGAAUUACGAACACUGUUUCUUGCCGCUGGUGAGGAUAGGUUUACCGUGACUCCAGAAGGAUGUCAAGUUUUCCUGACUUGCGGUGUCCAGUUUUGCUUCCCCCGGGGGGCGGUCGCUUCUUCAGUAACCAUUUGCUUCCAAAAAUGCUCCCCUGACCCCCAGUGGGUGACACUGAAACAUCAUGACAUCCUACUAAGCCAAGUCCUGGAGUUGCGGCCACAUGGGAUUGAAUUCCAGGAGGAGGUGCAGAUCUGGAUGCCUUAUGCCUUCACUCAGAGCCUUCAUGAGCGUGAGGUCGUCAUCCGAACCUUCAGUGGGCAGAAGUGGAGUGAUCUAAGGUCCAAAGUGGAAUGGAAAGGGAAGAUGCGUCUGGUCUGCUGCAGCGUCCCUCAUUUCUCCUGGUUCUUGGUUGUAUCGCGACUCGUGGUGAAUGAAUGCAGUGUCCCUAAGGAGGGGACAUUGCUUUUUUCAACCGUGGACCCUAACAUCAAAGUGACCUUUCCUCACGGUGUGACUGAGGAGCCUCGGAGAGUGAUGCUUCAG
Messenger RNA from Gekko japonicus, 1503 nucleotides. Its product is annotated as p53-induced death domain-containing protein 1-like. The transcript is spliced from 7 exons. The record is from RefSeq and is a predicted model, not a curated record. Gene Ontology annotation, biological process: DNA damage response; apoptotic process. NCBI's taxonomy places the organism in Eukaryota, Metazoa, Chordata, Lepidosauria, Squamata, Gekkonidae. Gene Ontology annotation, molecular function: protein binding. The annotation marks the transcript as partial.